CAAAAUUAUUAUGACGUUUUCUUUUCGCUGAAAGUAGUAGUGGCGAAUUAUCGUGUUUAUUUAAUAAUUCUUAUUUAAAACGUUGAAAUAUGGCUGCUGAAAUCAAGCCUGCUCCAAGGACACCAAACGAUAGGUUUUCUACUACAAAAAAACCUGCCUUAUUGAGUAAAUUGGAAGGAUGCACCGACGAUGUAAACGCAGCGGUCGUUAUACCUGGCGAGGACGGUGUAAUUAGCGUUUGUGAUGAUAAGACAGUGCGAGUAUGGUUGAAGAGGGACUCUGGACCAUACUGGCCAUCUAUUUGUCAAUACAUGCCCUCAGGCUGCACCUCAAUGUUCUACACACCAGAGACUAGACAGCUCUUUAUUGGUCAGGAAAAUGGAACAGUCUCAGAGUUUACAUUGGCACAAGAUUGUAAUAGAAUAAACCCAACUCGGGAGUACUUAGCGCACACGGCUCGAGUGACCGCUGUCAACUUCUCGCUGAGUUGCGAGUGGGUUUUGUCUGUCAGUCGAGACAAGCUGUUUGCAUACCAUUGCAGCGAGACUGGACGCAGGAUUGGUGGAUAUUCUUUCGAAGCAUGGUGCACGUCUUUGCAAUUUGACUCGCAGUCGAAAUAUGCCUUUGUCGGAGACUACAGCGGGCAGAUAACGAUGCUGAAGUUGGAUAACAAUGGUGCUACGCUCGUCACUACGCUCAAAGGUCAUACAGGUUCUGUCCGUGUAUUGAACUGGGCUCCUCUGCCGCAGCUAUUGUUCAGUGGCUCGUUUGAUCAGACAAUUAUAGUGUGGGACAUUGGAGGUCAGAAGGGCACGGCGUACGAACUACAAGGACACAGUAACAAGGUGACAGGUCUUUGGUACGUGGGCAGCUGUGAACGGCUGAUAUCUGCCGGUGAAGAUGGGGCCCUUGGUGUCUGGGAGAUGGGGGUCCGCCGACGUGAGACCCCUGCUUGGAAGGAGUCAGACCUCUGCCAGCUAUGCCGCGCCCCCUUCAUUUGGAACGUGAGAGCGAUGAUGGAGAAAAAACAACUUGGUCUCCGGCAGCACCACUGCCGAUGGUGCGGGGCGGCUGUAUGCGCGACAUGCUCCCCGCACCGCCUGCCGCUGCCCGUCAUGGGGUUCGAGUUCCCGCAGCGUGUCUGCACCACCUGCUACGAAACCUUGAGGCAUGAGCCUCGUGAAUCGCUGGCUUCAUUCCACGACAUGAAGCACGCAGUGUCGUCCCUAUACAUGGACGAGGCGACGGGCCGCAUGUGUACGGCGGGCAAGGACCGCGUCAUCAAGGUCUGGGAUGUCGGAGUACUGCUCGCCCCCGCGCCCAAACCUUCCACCGCCGCCGACCAGUAACGCGUGCCAAUCACAGAAACUGAUCAAUAACACGUAUGUCGCUUUCUUUACUAACACAUUAAAAAGUAAUUGAAAUUGUUAUUCAUAGAAUAGCCGGUAUUUGAAAUUAGAUAAAGUACCUUUUGUAAAAUGUAACCAGCAUUAGGCGUCGUAUUAAAAUACAUAUUUUUGCGCAACCUUUGCGCAAUGGAUUGCGCAAGAGUGUUACCUCUAUUGUUAUUUAUGCAAAAACAUUUGCAAUAUAUGUGUUAUUGAUACAGCUUCUAUAAGUUGUAUUGUAAAAACUAAUGGCAAUGAGAAUUGUUUCCAUCGGGCUGUUUGCAUUAAUGUUAUCGUCGUUAUAAUAUUAUUAUUUAAUGUGUAUCUAAUGUUUGUUGAUGAUAAUCCAACGAAAGUUUUGCUUUUUAUCACUCGUCGUGAGGUAAGACUGAGAUUUUCAUUUCAGAAAUAUGGCGUGUCGUUUAUUAUUCAUAGUAAAACUAAAAAUAUAUGUGUGUGUCAUCAUAAUUAUUAUAUGAAUUAUAAAGAGACGAAGAUCUCAAAACUAUUUUGUAUGUGUGAUCAAAAAUAAUCGUCUGUAAUCUAAUACUUCCACACGUUUCGUGUAAAUAAGUCUGUCAUAGUUUUUUGUUUCAUAUCUUAGUUUUCGUCUAGUACGACGGUUCACAGUCAAUAUUUGUUUACUUGAAGUUGUCUAGUGUAAAUUGGAACAAUGUUUUCUUAAGCAAGAGACGUGUGAAUGAUAACCGAGUUGAUUCUAGUUGUGUUCUCGAUAUAACUGUAAGUUUGUUACAAUACGUGUUUGUUACACGUUACAACCAGUUCGGGUGUAACAAGCAUCCACAUGAUCUACCUUCAUUGUACGGCCAUUUUGUUUUAUAUGUCUUCUUCUCAAAGCAUGUGCUGAGCUGCUCUAGUCCAAAAUAAUUAUAAGCUUCGUAGCAGCAUUGCAUUUUUAGGUAGGUCGACUAAACUUAGCACAUUCUUAAAAACUUUCUAAAAUUAUAACAACUACAUAAUUCAGCUCAAAUAGUCUUUUUUUCAGUCAGCUGACUUGUAAUGAAGUAAAGUUUAUGUGGGUGUUUUCGUAACAAUUGAUCUUUGUUUUCAACAAGGGUACUCUGUUAUGGCUAGUUACAAUAUUACCUAAUUAAUUAUUGAGAGAAAUAAAUACUACUAUACAAAAGUAUCCUUGCUGAAAACCAUAUGCUGUUAGAGCUCGUCCGACUAUAUUUGCGUUAAACGUAUAAAUAUAUUAAAUUAGUUAUGUAUUACUUAAAUAUUAAUCGUCAUUUUAUGAAAGUAUAAUUUAUUCCAAUGUAUUAUAUUUGUAUUCCAAUAUCGGCAUUGCUAAAGACAUUAAUUAAUUAGUUAAUCAAGGCAAUUGCUUGU
Molecule: messenger RNA, 2741 nt
Organism: Spodoptera exigua (beet armyworm)
Lineage: Eukaryota; Metazoa; Arthropoda; Insecta; Lepidoptera; Noctuidae
Source: the annotation of a GenBank genome assembly